CAGGGGCCGGGGUGGCGAGGUCCGCUGCCUACGGAGGUGGGGUUCCCCCUUGACGGCCCGCCUUCCCCCGCCGGCCUCCCCGAGAGGGGUCGGAGCCCCGGCGGGCGCCCCCGGCGAUGAGUCCGGACUCGAGGUGGCCGAUCUGACAGCAUGGGGGUGGACUUUGAUGUGAAGACCUUCUGCCACAACUUGCGGGCAACUAAGCCGCCGUACGAGUGCCCCGUGGAGACCUGCCGCAAGGUCUACAAGAGCUACAGUGGCAUCGAGUACCACCUUUACCACUAUGACCACGACAACCCACCACCCCCGCAGCAGACCCCACUUCGCAAGCACAAGAAGAAGGGGCGCCAGUCACGCCCCGCUAACAAGCAGUCACCCAGCCCUUCAGAGCUAUCCCAGUCCCCAGGCCGUGAGGUGAUGAGCUACGCCCAGGCCCAGCGCAUGGUGGAGGUGGACUUGCAUGGCCGUGUGCACCGCAUCAGCAUCUUUGACAACCUGGAUGUGGUGUCUGAGGAUGAGGAGGUCCCUGGGGAGGCACCCGAGAACGGCAGCAGCAAGGAGAAUGCGGAAGCCCCGGCUGCCACCCCCAAGGCUGGCAAGCACAAGAACAAAGAGAAGCGCAAGGACUCCCACCACCACCACCACCACGCUUCUGCCAGCACCACGCCCAAGCUGCCAGAGGUGGUAUACCGGGAGCUGGAGCAGGACACUCCUGACGCCCCACCCCGGCCCACUUCCUAUUACCGGUACAUCGAGAAGUCAGCUGAGGAGCUGGAUGAAGAGGUUGAGUAUGACAUGGAUGAGGAAGACUACAUCUGGCUGGACAUCAUGAAUGAACGGCGGAAGACAGAGGGCGUGAGCCCCAUUCCACAGGAGAUCUUCGAGUAUCUGAUGGACCGGCUAGAGAAGGAGUCCUACUUUGAGAGUCACAAUAAAGGUGACCCCAAUGCACUUGUGGACGAGGACGCCGUGUGCUGUAUCUGUAAUGACGGUGAGUGCCAGAACAGCAAUGUCAUCCUCUUCUGUGACAUGUGCAACCUCGCCGUGCACCAGGAGUGCUACGGCGUCCCCUACAUCCCCGAGGGCCAGUGGCUCUGCCGCCGUUGCCUGCAGUCACCCUCCCGCGCUGUGGAUUGUGCCCUGUGCCCCAACAAGGGUGGUGCCUUCAAGCAGACAGAUGAUGGGCGCUGGGCCCACGUGGUGUGUGCCCUGUGGAUCCCCGAGGUCUGCUUCGCCAACACAGUCUUCCUGGAGCCCAUCGACAGCAUCGAGCACAUCCCACCAGCUCGCUGGAAGCUUACCUGCUACAUCUGCAAGCAGCGGGGCUCCGGGGCAUGCAUACAGUGUCAUAAAGCUAACUGCUACACAGCCUUCCACGUGACCUGCGCCCAGCAGGCUGGCCUGUACAUGAAGAUGGAACCUGUGCGGGAGACAGGUGCCAAUGGCACCUCCUUCAGUGUCCGAAAGACAGCCUACUGUGACAUCCAUACCCCCCCGGGCUCAGCACGCCGUCUGCCCGCCCUGUCCCACAGUGAGGGUGAGGAAGAUGAGGAUGAAGAGGAGGAUGAGGGUAAGGGCUGGAGCUCAGAGAAGGUCAAAAAGGCCAAGGCCAAAUCCCGGAUCAAGAUGAAGAAGGCGCGAAAGAUCCUGGCAGAGAAGCGGGCAGCAGCUCCUGUGGUAUCGGUGCCCUGCAUCCCACCACACAGGCUCAGUAAGAUCACCAACCGCCUGACCAUCCCGAGGAAGAGCCAGUUCAUGCAGAGGCUGCACAGCUACUGGACACUGAAGCGGCAGUCACGGAACGGCGUACCGCUGCUACGGCGCCUACAGACACACUUGCAGUCUCAGAGGAACUGUGAACAAGUUGGGCAGCGAGAUUCAGAGGAUAAGAACUGGGCCCUCAAGGAGCAGCUGAAAUCCUGGCAGCGGCUCCGGCAUGACCUGGAGCGAGCCCGGCUGCUAGUGGAGCUGAUCCGGAAGCGAGAGAAACUAAAGAGGGAGACGAUCAAGGUCCAGCAGAUCGCCAUGGAGAUGCAACUGACACCCUUCCUCAUCCUCCUCCGCAAAACCCUGGAGCAGCUCCAGGAGAAGGACACGGGCAACAUCUUCAGCGAGCCGGUCCCUCUAUCUGAGGUAACCGAAUUGGACGAAGUCCCUGACUACCUAGACCACAUCAAAAAGCCCAUGGAUUUUUUCACCAUGAAGCAGAACCUGGAGGCCUACCGCUACCUGAACUUUGAUGAUUUUGAGGAAGACUUCAACCUCAUUGUCAGCAACUGCCUCAAGUACAACGCCAAGGACACCAUCUUCUACCGCGCAGCAGUGCGGCUUCGUGAGCAAGGUGGCGCUGUGCUCCGCCAGGCCCGGCGCCAGGCAGAGAAAAUGGGCAUUGACUUUGAGACAGGCAUGCAUAUCCCACACAACCUGGCUGGUGACGAGGCCCCACAGCAUGCUGAAGAUGUGGAGGAUGAGCGACUGCUCCUGCUGGAGCACCAGAAACACCUACCUGUGGAAGAGCAGCUGCAGCUGCUGCUGGAGCGGCUGGACGAGGUGAAUGCCAGCAAGCAGAGCGUGGGCCGCUCACGGCGCGCCAAGAUGAUCAAGAAGGAGAUGACGGCACUGCGGCGGAAGCUGGCCCACCAGCGGGAGACUGGACGCGAUGGGCCUGAGCGGCAUGGCCCCUCAAGCCGAGGCAGUCUCACCCCGCACCCGGCGGCCUGUGACAAGGAUGGGCAGACGGACAGUGCAGCAGAGGAGAGCAGCAGCCAGGAGACGAGCAAAGGCCUGGGUCCCAACAUGUCCUCAACCCCCGCACAUGAGGUGGGCAGGAGAACCUCAGUUCUGUUCUCCAAAAAGAACCCGAAGACAGCUGGACCGCCCAAGAGGCCGGGCCGGCCCCCCAAAAACCGGGAGAGCCAGAUGACCCCCAGCCACGGAGGCAGUCCUGUGGGGCCCCCCCAGCUCCCCAUCAUGGGCUCCCUGCGUCAGCGCAAGCGGGGUAGGAGCCCCCGACCCAGUUCGAGCUCAGACAGCGACAGUGAUAAGUCCACAGAAGACCCCCCAAUGGACUUACCUGCCAACGGCUUCAGCGGGGGGAGCCAGCCCGUGAAGAAGAGCUUCCUGGUCUACCGGAAUGACUGCAACCUUCCCCGCAGCAGCUCUGACUCUGAGUCCAGCAGCAGCAGCAGCAGCAGUGCCGCCUCUGACCGGACCAGCACAACACCUUCAAAGCAAGGCCGGGGUAAGCCCUCCUUCUCCCGAGGCACGUUCCCAGAAGACAGCAGUGAAGAUACCUCAGGCACUGAGAAUGAGGCCUACUCUGUGGGUGCUGGCCGCAGCGUGGGCCACAGCAUGGUGAGGAAGAGUCUGGGCCGGGGCACUGGCUGGCUGUCCGAAGAUGAAGAUUCCCCAUUGGACGCCCUGGACCUCGUGUGGGCCAAGUGCCGCGGGUACCCGUCGUACCCAGCUCUGAUCAUUGACCCAAAGAUGCCCCGAGAAGGCGUGUUCCACCAUGGAGUCCCCAUCCCUGUGCCCCCACUGGAGGUGCUGAAACUAGGGGAACAGAUGACCCAGGAAGCUCGCGAGCAUCUCUACCUCGUCCUCUUCUUUGACAACAAACGAACCUGGCAAUGGCUGCCCAGGACCAAGCUGGUUCCUCUGGGUGUGAACCAGGACCUGGACAAGGAGAAGAUGCUGGAGGGCCGCAAAUCCAACAUCCGCAAAUCAGUACAGAUCGCCUACCACCGGGCCCUGCAGCACCGCAGCAAAGUGCAGGGCGAGCAGAGCAGUGACACCAGUGACAGCGACUGACUGCUCCCUGCCUGGAGUGGCACCGGUUGCACUGACUCAUCCUGGUCUUGGGGCCAUUCUCAGGGGAAGCUGGGUGGGGGGGUUCCUCCCGCCUUGAGUGCAGCUGGGCUGUACAGACACUCCAGGGGCUGGCAGUGGCUCAGCGCCACAGUGAGCCUGCCACCUUACAGCAGGGCGGAGGGUGGGGCAGUAGGCCACGGUUAGGACACUGCAUAAGACAGGCCGCCCUGCUGCCUCUGCCGGCUGGGGCCUGGAGAAUCCUAAACUGCCUGGAGGCCUGAGGCCCCUGCAGGUGGGAGGUGAGCAGGCAAGGGCCCAGCCCAGAGGAGGGGCACUAGGUGCCCCCUCCCCUGCUGCUGUACAUACUGUAAUUAUUGGAGAAUUUAAAUUAUUCUCAUUUGUAACUGCGUUUCCGGGUCGCGCCAGAGUCAUUUGGUACUAAAAAAGACUGGGGUCUGUCCCCAUGUUCCUCCUCUUGCCCAUAGAUUGUCCCUACCUUUCGAACUGGUUUGUAUUUAUUUCAAAGGAAGAAAAUAUAUUGAUUCUUAGAAAAUA
Ochotona princeps (American pika) is the source of this 4365-nucleotide messenger RNA. It is a transcript of the gene BRPF1, whose product is annotated as bromodomain and PHD finger containing 1. Gene Ontology annotation, cellular component: MOZ/MORF histone acetyltransferase complex. Lineage: Eukaryota; Metazoa; Chordata; Mammalia; Lagomorpha; Ochotonidae. Gene Ontology annotation, biological process: regulation of transcription by RNA polymerase II. The record is from RefSeq and is a predicted model, not a curated record. The coding region runs from base 151 to 3810 and encodes 1219 amino acids. Gene Ontology annotation, molecular function: protein binding. The transcript has 14 exons.